AUGAACUCCGCCACUCAGAUUAUCAAGAGAGCGAUUUUCCUCCCGGGCAGCGUCGUCGGGGCUGGCCCCCGACACAACAAGACCAAGGUCGAGAAGAAGAAGAAGGAAGAGGAGGAGGAGCGUAAAGACAUCAAAAAGAUGUCCAAAAAAGACAGGGAGAAGGAAAUUGAAAGGCUGCAGGCAGCCAUUCUUAAGGAGGAAGAGGAAAUUCGGCGCAAGAGAGAGAAGAUCGUGGCUCUGGAGGGGGUCAUGGGGGAUGGCGAAGGCGGGAGCGAGGAAGCUGAGCAUAUGGAAGAAUGA
Molecule: messenger RNA, 300 nt
Organism: Aspergillus sclerotioniger CBS 115572
Lineage: Eukaryota; Fungi; Ascomycota; Eurotiomycetes; Eurotiales; Aspergillaceae
Exons: 3
Coding region: 1-300 (99 amino acids)
Source: RefSeq, a predicted model, not a curated record